Molecule: messenger RNA, 2106 nt
Organism: Magnusiomyces paraingens
Lineage: Eukaryota; Fungi; Ascomycota; Dipodascomycetes; Dipodascales; Dipodascaceae
Exons: 1
Coding region: 1-2106 (701 amino acids)
Source: RefSeq, a predicted model, not a curated record
AUGCCCGCAAGAAGGCUCUCAAGAGCCGUGCUGACCACGGUACUCCGGCCCGUGGCUUCAGCAACCGCAAUUCAUUCGACAAGUAUUAAUAGCAAUGUAUGUUUGCCAGGCUCUAUUUCUGCAGUAGCUACACGCCGACAACAACAACAAUGCAUUGCCACAAUGGUACCCGGUUCAUCAUCUGGACUUUAUUCGGAGAAUACGACUCCGCACCGUGAAGUCAUGGAUGGUUCUGAGGCUGAGUAUCUUGAAACAAGCAGUGGUGGUAAUGGUGGUUGUGAGAAAGACAAUGGCCACAAGAAUCGCAAUAACAGUAGCAGUAACAGUAACAAGUUUAUGGACCAAGAUACGGUGUUGUUGACAGAAGACGAAACUCAGGUGCUCCAGCGAUUGGGACUGACAAGUAAUGCAGGAGAACAAUACCAGAGACUAGGAGCGCAACAUGUUACAGGCUCUGGGUUGGCGCAGGUGUUAGGCGCGCUUGCAGCUGCUGCCGGGCUUCGUGGCGCUGAUCUAGUGACAGGUGCAAACCCCGGGCCCGAGUCUCUUUUUAGCAACGUUACUUGCAACACAUCUAAGACUACGACGACUACAGAGGCCUCUGCCCAUGCAACCACUAAUAAUAUCAAUAUGAGCAUUCGCAAUGGUAAUAAUAAUGACCCAGGAAAUAACAACCGUGGUGGAGGCAACGGCGGUGGCGGUGACGGAGGGUCGUACAUUCAAAAACUGGAGAACCUGGCACGUCUGGUGGCCGAUAUUGAUGCACGGGUCCCACACAUGCUUCACUCUGCAAGCACGGCAUCACCAGUGUCCAACAAAAUGGAAUUGUCGCCAGAUAUUGUGUUACGGUUGUUCCCUGACAGCCGUCAGUUUUAUGAGACGGAGGUUGAGGAUGAAGAGAGUGGAGAUGGUGCGGCUGCGGGGUCAAAUAAAGAUGAGGCUCAAGGAGAAUCUUCUACAUCUACAUCGUCUUCUACACAUAAAAAAAAAAAAAGAAAACUGCACCUCAAAAUCCCAUUACCAGGAACAGGAUUCGGACCCUUUUCGCACGGUGCAGGGUCAGCUCCAGGUCUUAUGAGACCUUCCUUCCACGGCGGGUUGUCCGGAUACCCUCAGUUGGGUCGUGAAUCGUCUUCGUCUUCAUCUGCAUCUUCAUCUUCAUCUUCUUCCUCCAUCAACGACAACAACGACGGGUCCAACGGCAACAGCAAUGGUAAUAAUGGAAUGUAUCUUUCAGUGCCGAUUCCACAAAUCAUCAAGGGCCGUGUUGCAUAUUCAGCAGCCAUUCGGGCAGUUCAGUUGGUGGCAACGACCCUAUUUGUACGUCCUGAAACACAGUUGCAUGUCAUUUCGUCGUAUUUUGUGGGGCCCAGUGGUGAGUUGUUGUCACUUGGCGGUGGCUCACGGGCUGGGGUAUUUGCGCCUGUUCGUGGAACAGAUUUAGAGCAAGAUGGAGAUGAAAGAAAUAAUGGUGAAGGGAAUGGGGAUAUCAAUGAGGGAGAAAAUUCAGGAGAUACCUUGCCGCCACCGUCAUCGUCACAUAAUCAUAAUCAUCGUCAUCAUCAUGAUCACAGACAUGCAGGGAAAACAGCAGCACAUCAGGUUGCAGAAAUGCUUGAGGGUGAGAGGGCUUCUGUUGUGCCCAAGAAGUAUGUUAUCAAAUGGCGGACAUGUUCUGAGGGGUGGUGUCAUCAUGGAGAGAGUAGCAGUUCAUUAUCUUCGUCUUCUUCUACGUCUUCUACGUCUUCUACGUCUUCUACGUCUUCUACGUCUUCUACGUCUUCUUCUUCGGUUCCUCUUUCGAGCCUAAAGUCUGAUUCUGAAUCGGCUGUAGGAAGUUCUGAUGAAAACCCAUUUUCGUUAGUAGAGAGGGUUAUUCGUAAAGCCAUGAUGACAUUAAGUCCACGUGCGGGAGGUGGCAGUGGUAGUGGUAGUAGUAGUGGCAGUGGGAAUGGUUCUGCGUCUUAUCUUAUGGGUAUUUUCGAAUUUGAAUUUACAGGAGAUUGUACUCAGAUUAAUGUACAUACGAUCCAGGAUGUGGAGCAUUUGCGGGAUGCGGUUGAAGAUGAUGUGGUGAUAAGUCCAGCCUCGACUGCGUUUUUCUGA